AUGGCGGGGAGGGCCGGGCCCUGAGGCGGCGGCGGGCUGCGUGAGGCGGCGGCGCGACGGAACCGGGCCUGGUUGGGCCUAACGGGACCUAACGGGACCUAACGGGGCCCGAACGGGUCUGAAGGGCCCGGAGAGUUCCGAAUUCCGGUACCGGCGCGGCGAUGCCGUCGGAGCGGGGCGGCUGGGCCGGGCUGAGCGGCCUGCAGAAGGUGGCGGUUCUGCUGGGCCUCCCCGCCGGAGCCACCGUGCUGUACAUCGUGUACCGGCGGUACCGGGAGGGCCGAGAGCUUCACGUCCCCACGGUGGGAGCGGAGGAGCUGCAGGCGGAGCUGCGCGUCCCGCGGGUGGCGGCGAGAGCCAUCAUCGGUCGGAAGGGAGCCACCAUCCGAAGGCUACAGCAGGAGACGGGGGCUCGGAUCGACCUGGAGGAGGAAGCUGAUGGUGAGGAGCGGCUGCUGCUGAUCUCGGGUUCCCCCAGCCAAGUGUGCAGAGCCAAAGCUGCCGUGCACCAGAUUGUGGUGGAGAGCACGCCGGUGUCGGAGCAGCUCCACGUGCCACAGAGAGCUGUCGGGAGGAUCAUUGGUCAUGGCGGUGAGACCGUCCGCCGCAUCUGCCGCAGCUCUGGAGCCCAGGUGCAGUGCCAGCACCAGGCCGAGGCCAAGCUGGCACCGAUGCGGCUCAUCCAGAUCUCAGGGACGCGACAGGAGGUGGAUGCGGCCAAGAAACUCAUCAUGGAGAAGCUGAUGGAGGAUACAGUGUUCCGCCAGGAGCUGGCUCAGACCGCGGUGCUGCGGAGCCGCCGCAAGGAGCCCCUGGGCAGCCGCAGGGAAGCGUCGCUGCUGCCUAAUGGGGAGCACGAUGCUGGGAAUGGGGGCUCUCUGCCAGGGGGGGCGGCUGUGGAGGAGCUACAGGAUGGGAGUGAGGUAGUGGAAGAGCCGACAGCGGUGCCAAAAUUUGAAGUUCCCAGCCCCGAUUUUAGCUUCCAUCCAAAUGAGCACAUGGAGGUCUACGUCUCAGCUACCGAAAACCCCAACCAUUUCUGGAUCCAGAUCAUUGGCGAGCGCAGCCUGCAGCUGGACAAGCUGAUUUCGGAGAUGACGCAGCACUAUGAGAGCAGCGACUGCGUGGCAGAGCUGGCGGCCGUGCAGGCAGGGGACAUCGUGGCAGCUCCAUACACGGGCAGCAGCAAUUGGUACCGGGCUCAGGUGCUGGGCACGCUGGAGAAUGGCAACUUGGACCUCUACUAUGUGGAUUUUGGGGACAACGGGGAGGCGCCCCUUGAGGCUCUGCGAGUGCUGAGGAGCGAUUUCCUGAGCCUGCCCUUCCAGGCCGUUGAGUGUAGCCUGGCUGGGAUCAUGCCUGUGGGGGAGCAGUGGGAAGAGGCAGCGCUGGACGCUUUUGAGAGCCUCACCCACUGCGCCCAGUGGAAGCCACUGGUGGCCAAAAUCUCCAGCUACACCCAGGCUGGGCUGUGCACGUGGCCACGCAUCGCGCUGUUUGACGUCCACUGUGGCGAGAGCCUCGAUAUUGGGGCUGAACUGGUACGGCUGGGCCAUGCUGUGCUGCAGCCCCACCAGGAGCAGGAGGAGGAAGGGGGUGGAUUCCCACUGCCAGUGACAGAGGGUGCAGUGGAGACACCAGAGGACAUGGUGUGCACCUCCCUUGAGAGCCUCCUUUCAGAGCUGCCGCCGAGCCCCAGCGCCACACCACUGACCCUGUCCUGCAUCAGCCUGCUGGAUGAGAGCCCUGAGCGGCUCCAGGGCAAUGCAGAGCCCCCAGCCCCGGGGCUGCUGCUUGGCCCUUCCGCUUCCUCACAGCCUCAGAGGGAUGACGGUGAGGCCCAGCCCAGCUCCGGCUCCUGGUGCCCCACAACAACAGCCCUUGGGGGCCCUGGAACCCACCACACCGUGACACCUGAAGUGCCGUGUUCCAUCGCCUGGAGUGGAGCCCUCUCUGCCAGCAGCCGCCCGUCCCUCUCCAGUGGGGACUCAGGUUCUGUCUUCUGCACCGACUCCACACCCUACACCAACUUCUCUGUCUUCAGUAGCCCCCGGUCUGGGGCCAGCCCCUUCCCCAGCUCCAUCCCCAUCAGCUCUGGGGGUGAAGAGGAAGGCAGAGCCCCACAAGGAGGUGCCUCGAUGACCAGCAGCGGUGACAGCGCAGUGCCAGGGCAGAGCUUCCCCGUUGUGAUGCCCUGACCUCAAGCCGUUUGUACUCCUGUUAACCACAGUGUUGGAUGCGUGUUGAGAAGUCAAGUGCCUGCCCCAUUCCACAGCCUCAUUCCACAGCACGUCCUGCACCCACAGCGCCGCUUUCACCACCAGUUCCACCUCCACGCCACCAUCUUUGAACUGGUUUCCAUCUUCCAUCUGUACCCCAUGGAGCUGUGCCCAUAUCUCACUUAGGGCUGCCUCGGCCCCUCUCUGGAAGCCAUAAGGGUCCCCAGGGCCUGGUUCCUGCUGUUCCCUAUGGGUGGGUGAUGCUGUGCCCACCUUUGGGGGGGGGUGUGUGUGUGGGGUUGGUUUGCCUUUCACAUUGUUGGGCUGCGGUUUGGUUGUUGUUUUCACCCCGCCGAGGGGAAGAGCCUGUUCGGUUUCCUGGUUGAAUAAAGCCCAGAGGGCAGUGAAUGCAGGAGA
This is a messenger RNA of Coturnix japonica (Japanese quail), 2636 nucleotides long. RefSeq names its product tudor and KH domain containing (gene TDRKH). Lineage: Eukaryota; Metazoa; Chordata; Aves; Galliformes; Phasianidae. Gene Ontology annotation, cellular component: P granule. The record is from RefSeq and is a predicted model, not a curated record. Gene Ontology annotation, molecular function: RNA binding. Gene Ontology annotation, biological process: P granule organization; piRNA processing; spermatogenesis.